AUGUCGGAAGACAAUUAAAUAGGUGAAGAAGGUGUAAAGGGAUUAGGUACAGCUUUAGUAAGUUGUAGUAAUCUUUCAACAAUUAUAUUAGGCCUUUCUCAAAAUAAAAUAAAUUCAUAGAAUGUUUCAGAUUUAUGCUCUACUUUGUCGAAAUGCAAUAAUCUCAAGCGUUUGACUUUAGAGUUAGGCAAAAAUUAACUUGGAGAUUUUGAUUUAUAAGGUUUAGAUACUCUUUUAGAAAGUUGUGAUAAGCUACAAUCUUUCAUUUUUGACCUUGAGUAAAACUCAAUAGGAAAAGAUGGGAUAAUAGCCUUAGCUAAUCGUUUUACCUCUGAUAUCAAGUUCUCAUAUUUGGAUUUAAAUCUUUCAUCAAAUAAUAUUGGAAUAGAAGGCAUUUCAUACUUGGGUUCAGCUCUAUCAAAUUGCAAGAAUCUCUCUAGCUUGAAACUGAAACUCUUUUUUAGCAAAAUUAAUGACGAAGAUAUAAUUGGUUUUGCUUAAAACUUUGCAAAAUGCCUUUCACUAUCAUCUUUGGAUAUUUAUCUUGAUCACAAUUUAAUUAAAGACUAAGGUGCAUUAACUUUAUGUUCAGCUAUAUCAAAUUUUAAAAGUCUCUCAGAUUUAACAAUAACCUUUAUGUCAAAUUAAAUUAAAGGUGAGAAUGCUAAGGAAUUAGGUUAAGCUUUAUCAAAUUGCUGUAAACUUUAAAAUUUAACAAUUAUGCUAUGUAGAAACGAGAUUGGAGAUCUAGGAGUAUCAGACUUAAGCUCUGGUUUAUCCAACUGCUUGAGCCUCAUAAAUUUAAAUCUUAAUUUUGAUGAAAAUGAAAUUGGCAAUAAUGGGUCAUUAGAUUUAUGUUCUGGUUUAGCAAACUGUGUUAAUUUAACAGAUUUAACUCUUUCCUUUGAGAAUAAUCAAAUUAUUGAUGAGGAUGUAAAUAAAAUAGGUUUGUUUUUGUUGAAUUGUGUUAAACUCUAAAAUUUGACACUUUGGAUAGAUUGCAACUAAAUUAGUGAUUAGGGUGCAUUAAAUUUAUGUAAUGCUAUAGCAAAAUGUACUAAUCUCUAAAAUGCGAUGCUUUAAAUGAAUUAUAAUGAAAUCGAUGAAGAAAUUUAUCAAAAUUUGAUGAAAAAAUUAAUAAAGGCUAAAAGAUUAGUGAACGUAUUGCUAAGUUGUUUCUGA
This is a messenger RNA of Tetrahymena thermophila SB210, 1182 nucleotides long. Its product is annotated as cyclic nucleotide-binding domain protein. The transcript is spliced from 14 exons. The record is from RefSeq and is a predicted model, not a curated record. NCBI's taxonomy places the organism in Eukaryota, Ciliophora, Oligohymenophorea, Hymenostomatida, Tetrahymenidae.